Messenger RNA from Mya arenaria, 2778 nucleotides. Its product is annotated as MATH and LRR domain-containing protein PFE0570w-like. The transcript is spliced from 15 exons. Lineage: Eukaryota; Metazoa; Mollusca; Bivalvia; Myida; Myidae. The record is from RefSeq and is a predicted model, not a curated record. The coding region runs from base 164 to 2353 and encodes 729 amino acids.
CGCGCAGUACAGUUGAUUAUAUUGAUUCGCAAUUUCGUCUCAAUAAUUUUAGGAUUUAUCAUUCAUAUUCGUAGAACGGUGCAAACUAUCCAGACACCAAACAUUUGGAAAAUAUCUGUACAUAAGUUAUAAAACAUUAAUUCUUACGACAGACAUUAGCAAGAUGAGUGAAUUGAUGGUUUAUAUAAAUGACGGCGCGUGUCAUCGUUACGUUUCCAAUGCAUUCAAUAUACAGAAACGGAAGUUGGACAGUGGAUUCUUCUAUCCUGGCCAUGUCAUCCAACAUUGGGGCAAACCGAAAGAAGCGGAAAUAGAUUUUUACUCUAGGGGUCGGAGGCGUGUUCACCGGAACAACGUUAUUGCCAUUGGCGGAGCUGUGUCCUGCCCGCCACUGCAUGUUUGGGACUACGUUUUGACGGGGAUGGGAGAGAUGGAACCAAGCGGUAUGUAUAUGCAGUAUAUGCCUGGCCGAGUCUGCUGCGUGCCUCGUCUUCCGCACCACGAACACAAUUGCUACUCCGUUAGACUUUACAAUGGCAAAGUUGUGAAGAAGAAGCGGAAAUUGUUGGUAAAGAUCGGCAAGUCCCGCUACCGUGGAAUACUUAGCGGUAUUGGACUGGACGGUUGCCUGCGGGAAAGGUGCCAAAAAGAUAAAUCGAUGGAUUUCCUAAAUGAUGAUGAUGAUGAUGAUGAUGAUGAUGAUGAUGAUGAUGAUGAUGAUGAUGACGAUGAUGACGACGAUGAAGACGAUUGCGGCAAAAAAGAUAACGAUGACAGCGAUGAUUGUGACAGUGAUUCUAAAAAGAAAAACAAAAAAGAACGAAAGAAAAAAGAAGCGGAUAAAGACAGAAGCAGAAAAAAGAAUAAGGAAAGAAGACAAAGAUCCAAGGAAAAAGAAAAGAAAAGCCACGGGGCGAAGAAAGAUGAAAGUUUAGUCCGGCAGGAGGACCUCACUAAAAUUGAGAAGGCUAUUCAGACAGUCAGCACAAUAAUUGAAGAAACUGGAACCAAAAUUGAAAAUAAGAUGCAGAUAAUAGGUGCCCAAAUGGAUAGCAAAACAUGUCAAACAAACGUUGAAAACAUAAACACAACAAUCACAUUAGUUGGUAAGGAUAUAAAAGAGGCAGUAGAAGAGACCAGUAGGAAGAUUUCAGAAGGAACUCGUACUACCGCCGACAAAAUUGACGAGCUUAAGGAACACAUCAAUCAAAUCAAAAUUACAAAAGACAGUCCUAUCACGUCGCCUGCUACAUCUCAAACACCCGUCCCUAAACGCAAAUCGGAAGAAGAAGAAGAUGAUGAUGAUGAUGAUGAUGAUGAUGAUGAUGAUGAUGAUGAUGAUGAUGAUGAUGAUGAUGAUGGUGAUGAUGAUGAUGAUGAUGAUGAUGAUGAUGAUGAUGAUGAAGAUAAAGAAGAUGAAGUUGAUGAAAAGGAAGAAGAAGAAGACAUAAGUAAAGGGCCGGAGGUCUUGGCACGAUGGUCAGAUGACGGAUGGUAUUAUUUUGGGCUGAUAGAAAGUAAGGGAAAAAGUAAGGGAAAAAGUAAGAGGAAAAGUAAGGGAAAAGGCAAGGAUGAAAGUAAAGAUAAGGGUAAGGAAGAUUGUAGGGGGGAAAGAACAGAAGAUACAAUAUGUUGGAAGGUAAGGGACAGCACCGGUCACACCGAAUACAUACAGCUGAGGAACAUACUAACGGAAGAGGAACGAAGACAGCAAAUAAUUCAGAAGGAUGAUCAUGUUAUUGCUCCACAUCCUGACUACUACUGCAGUUAUGCUCCGGGACAUGUUAUACAAGUGUUCACAAAAAGCGUAAAUGUGGUUUUCUUUGAUGAUCGUCACGAGCGAAUUAAAAUUAAAGACGUAUACAAAAUUUCGCAAGAGCAAUAUCACGACGACGUUAUUACAAUUAAACAAUGCGAAGAGAAAUUAAAGAAGGCAAACGCCAUUAUGUUAGAUAAUACGACUGGGAAAUAUAUUCCAGUGACUGUGCGGGCUCCAACAGGGCAGCAAUGGUUCAAGAUAUUCGACCAAAAAAUGAAACAGAGGGGCAACCACAUAUUCCCAAAUGAUCUAUUACCUGACAGUGAUCAUCUGAACUGGAAGUACGCUCUUGCUCCUGUGAAAGGUCACAAAGGCAUAUAUAUGCCCGCAAAGAUACGAAAGACCGUAGAGCGGUAUUUCAUCGUCCAAUUUUCAGGCCUGGUUUAUGGAAUGUUUGGCAUGUUAUUUCCCUGCAGUACAUGCUGCUGGGCUCGGACCAAAGUUUGGGUGGAGAAGAGCGAUUGUUUUUAUCUCAGCAAGAUGUACUACGACUUUGCUGUUAAUUUUUUACCAGCACAAAAUAAAACAAAGUAACAGUGCUCGAUAAAAUCACAAACAGCUAGCAAAUGACGGUAACUUUACGUACUUUACGCAAAUGGACUCAAUGGAAUCACUGAGGCGGAUCUAAGGACAAGCGUAAGAAUGAUAUUGAAUAUGGCCUCAGUAGUCGGCAAAGAGACGGAUUCCAUUACCUCUGAUUUACAUUCAAACGUUAUCACAAUAUGCAUCAUUCACUUUAUUGAUACCGCAUUGAUUGCGCUGUCUGUUUGAUGUAUUGUAAACUUUUUUUCUGUAUUGUUUGGGAAUUACUGCUUACUCAUAUAUCAUAAUAUACUCAUUAUACUUACUCAUAAGUUACACUUACGCUUACUCAUAAUAUAUAUAUAUAUAUAUUAUGACUCUUACUUGUUACUUUUUGUUUACUUACGUCACAUUCGGACAAUAAAAGUUAAAAACAA